Trametes versicolor FP-101664 SS1 is the source of this 822-nucleotide messenger RNA. RefSeq lists its product as uncharacterized. The coding region runs from base 1 to 822 and encodes 273 amino acids. The record is from RefSeq and is a predicted model, not a curated record. The transcript is spliced from 12 exons. Lineage: Eukaryota; Fungi; Basidiomycota; Agaricomycetes; Polyporales; Polyporaceae.
AUGAGUACGAUAAUCACGGCGGAAGCCAUCGGCGAGUACAACUACACCGACCGGAUAAUCUCAGCCGUCGCAUUCGCGUUGCUCUAUUACGACUUCAUUCUAACGAUCCCGCAAGAGGUGGAACGGUACUGGACCGGAAGAGUGACGUGGCCCUCGUUCCUCUUCUUCUUGAAUCGAUAUACGGCAGUCCUUGGGCACAUUCCUGUGAUCGCCGAGUUCUUCGGAGUCCUACCAGAGCCGGUCCCCACCUUGUUCUUCAUCGCUUCUGAACUAAGCAUCGCCGCUGCGCUGAUGCUCCUUCGGACGUACGCACUGUACGUGCGAGACCGCCGCGUUCUUGCAUUGCUCCUCGCGCUCAUUGGCAUAGGCGUGAGCGUCAGCGUGUGGGUACUCGUGGUUGGUCAUUUGAUGGAGAGGCCAACAAUCGCGCCCUCAGCAACACUUGCGCAUGCAGGGUGUAUUCUAGCGCUAUCCCAGGAGGAGGGAGACGACCUCGCCAUUGCGUGGAGCGCUAUCAUGGUCUUCGACGUCGCUGUGUUUAUCUUGACGGUCCUCCAGGCGCUCCAGGUCCGAGAGACCUGGUGUGGAGGCUAUUUCGGUGUGAUACUCCGAGACGGUACAGCUUACUUUGCGAUCCUCUUCCUCUGCUACCUAUCCAACAUUCUAUCAUAUACGCUGGCACAGCCCAUGUACAAGAGCAUCAGCACUACAAUCACGAACGUCGUCUCGACCACGCUCAUUACCCGUCUCAUGCUCAACAUCCGCGAUCCUGAGCUGCGAGGGGCCGGGCCGACUUACUGCUCGCCGGACGAGGCGUGUUAA